Messenger RNA from Pimephales promelas (fathead minnow), 1910 nucleotides. The record is from RefSeq and is a predicted model, not a curated record. Lineage: Eukaryota; Metazoa; Chordata; Actinopteri; Cypriniformes; Leuciscidae.
UUCCCCUCAGCUACAAGUGAAGACAGCAUCAGAAAGAGCUGAAAUCUAUUAAAGAGGACAGUGAGAACAUGAGUGAUCCAAAACCCUGCAGAAUGAAACACACUGAAGAACAAAGAGACCCGAUGGAAGAGAACGAGGAGAGUGAAGAGGAGGAGGAGAGUGAAGACCUGAGUGAAGAACCGAGUGAAGAGGAGGAGGAACAUCACGUCAAACCUGGAGAAAAACCUUUGAGGCGCUCAAAGACUAAAGAUACAUUUUUAAAGAAAAGCCAAGAAAUCUUUUACCUGUACUCAGUGUGGAAAGAGUUUCACAAGCAAACCAUAUUUUAAACUUCACAUGAGAGUUCACACCGGAGAGACGCCGUUCACAUGUGAUCAGUGCGGAAAGAGUUUCUCACAGAAACAAACUCUUAAACUUCACAUGAGAGUUCACACCGGAGAGACGCCGUUCACAUGUGAUCAGUGCGGAAAGAGUUUCUCACAGAAACAAACUCUUGAGCUUCACAUGAGAGUUCACUCUGGCGAAAAGCCGUUCUCGUGUGAUCAGUGUGAAAAGAGAUUCUCACAAAAACCACAUCUGAUCGAACACAAGAAGAUCCACACUGGAGAGAAGCCGUUCUCGUGUGAUCAGUGUGGAAAGAGAUUCUCACACAAACAAACUGUCAAAGGUCACAUGAGAGUGCACACCGGAGAAAAGCCUUUCCCAUGUGAUCAGUGUGACAAGAGCUUCUCACACAAACAAAAUCUCAAAAUUCACAUGAGCGUUCACACCAGAGAUAAGCCUUUCGCAUGUGAUCAGUGUGACAAGAGCUUCUCAAACAAACAAAAUCUCAAAAGUCACAUGAGAGUUCACACCGGAGAAAAGCCAUUCACAUGUGGUCAAUGUGGGAAGAGUUUCACACACAAAAGCAGUCUUAAGUGUCACAUCAGGGUCCACACCGGAGAGAAGCCGUUCUCAUGUGAUCAGUGUGGGAAAACAUUUCCUAGGGCAUCACAACUGAAGGUACACCUGACAGUUCAUAUGAAGGAGAAGCCGUAUUCAUGUUCUGUGUGUGGAAAGAGUUUUUAUCAGCACCACAUGUUGCUUAACCAUGAAAAAAUACACACUGGUGUGAGAGAGUACAUGUGCUUUGAGUGUGAGAAGACUUUUAUGACAGCGCGCUGUUUAAAAAAGCAUCAGCGGAUUCACACUGGAGAAAAACCUUACAAGUGUUCACACUGCGACAAGAGAUUCACUGUGUCAGAAAAUCUGAAAACACAUGAGAGGAUCCACACUGGAGAAAAACCUUACAAGUGUUCACACUGCGACAAGAGAUUCACUGUGUCAGAAAAUCUGAAAACACAUGAGAGGAUCCACACUGGAGAAAAACCUUACAAGUGUUCACACUGCGGCAAGAGAUUCAGUCAUUUAACAAGUGUGAAAACACACGAGAGGAUCCACACUGGAGAAAAACCUUACAAGUGUUCACACUGUGGCAAGAAAUUCGGUCAUCCAACAUGUCUGAAAAGACAUGUGAGGAUUCACACAAGAGAGAAACCGCACACAUGUAAGACUUGAUUUUCCUGCUGAGCUGAGAUGAAACUCACCCUGCAAUUAAGUAAAUAAAAUAAACCCUGGACAGAAGAUCUCAAAGGAGAAGAACAUGACCGUGACCUGUCCAAACUUUUCUCCAACAUUGGGCAAGUUGUACAAGUCUGAGUAUGUAGGGGUAAGUGGAAGAGCAGUCUUCAGGAAAUCCCCAAUGCAGUGUGUGUCAGUGUUUUCUCACACACCACUGUGUAUCUCUGUCAGGAAUGCAUUUCUUACUCUUGGAGUCAUCUUUGUCAUGUAUUUAGUAUUUCUGAAUUGGCUUUUAAUCAUUUACUUGUGUAAUUGGGAUGAUACAAUUUUACCUGACAAAUAAAAUGAUA